Messenger RNA from Branchiostoma belcheri (Belcher's lancelet), 4107 nucleotides. Its product is annotated as phospholipid-transporting ATPase ID-like. Gene Ontology annotation, biological process: Golgi organization; phospholipid translocation. Lineage: Eukaryota; Metazoa; Chordata; Leptocardii; Amphioxiformes; Branchiostomatidae. Gene Ontology annotation, molecular function: ATP binding; ATP hydrolysis activity; ATPase-coupled intramembrane lipid carrier activity. The transcript has 29 exons. The coding region runs from base 428 to 3958 and encodes 1176 amino acids. Gene Ontology annotation, cellular component: plasma membrane. The record is from RefSeq and is a predicted model, not a curated record.
GGGAGGUAGGGCUAAUGGUCAGAGUCGAGGGGGCAAUGGAUUUUUUGUUAAGUUAGGGGUAGGGUUAUGAAAAAUAGAUUUAACCAGGUGAAAAUAAAUUGAUUUUUUAAAACCAGGUGGAGCCCUGGAAUUUGUUUUAAAAUCCAACACAACGAGCACCAUUACCCCCUCGCUAUACAUCGUACAGUCCCUAACAUGGCGUCGCUGGAUACGGUGUGAACGACUGCAUAUAGGAGAAAAUAGCGUGACUGUAUCGAGUACAAGAUUAGAGUUUCGCGGCCGAACCGGUAAACUGCUGAACUUCUCAUUUGCCGCCUCCACCGAUGAGGGACUAACAGCCACGCACGAGCUACGGGGGAACCAGCACGAUCGGUCAUUCAGAUCUCUCUCCUCCGAGUCGAGAAGAUCAUAACAGCAAAGGGGAAAGAUGAAGGGCUGCCUUAACUGUUUCCGCAAAAAGGAAGAAGAGGUGGAGAGGAAGAUUAGAACGAAUGACUUGGAGUACAAUAAACAGUUCGGCUAUGCGAGUAAUUACAUCAGCACAUCAAAGUACAAUGUUUUCACCUUCCUGCCUAUCAACCUGUUUGAGCAGCUGCAAAGGGUGGCAAACGCUUACUUUGUGAUCUUGCUCAUCUUGCAGGUCAUACCAGCAAUCUCAUCCCUAACACCAGUCACCACUGCAGUUCCAUUGGUCAUUGUGCUCUCCAUCACAGCUCUCAAAGAUUUAGUGGAUGAUGUUAGACGUCACCAAAGUGACAACUUAGUAAAUAACAGGAAGUCCCAAGUUCUCCGGAAUGGCGUUCUUACCGAAGAAAACUGGAUGAACGUACAAGUUGGAGACAUAAUUCGCAUGGAGAGUGACGCCUUUGUUGCGGCUGAUCUCUUGCUGCUAUCCACAUCUGAACCUCAUGGCCUUUGUUACAUUGAAACAGCAGAGCUAGAUGGGGAGACUAACUUGAAGUGCAGACAGGCUCUGGUGGAGACAGCUGAGUUAGGAGAUGACAUCCACAGUCUGGGGCAGUUCAAUGGCCACAUCACCUGUGAGCCUCCAAACAACAAGCUGGACAAGUUUGAGGGAACCCUGGAGUGGAACGGGGAGAAGUUCUCCCUCUGCAACGACCAGAUCCUGCUGCGCGGCUGCGUGCUGCGGAACACCCAGUGGUGCUACGGUGUGGUCGUGUUCGCCGGGCAGGACACCAAGCUGAUGAUGAACAGCGGGCAGUCCAGGUUCAAACGGACGCACAUCGACCAGCUGAUGAACGUCAUUGUUCUCUGGAUCUUUGGUUUCCUUGUGUGCAUGGCACUCAUAUGUGCUAUAGCCUGUGGGGUUUGGGAAUCAUAUGUUGGGCAGUACUUCAGAGCUUACCUGCCGUGGGAGGUGUUUACAAACAACCCUGCAGAAAUUGCAGCUUUAGUGUUCCUGUCCUACAUCAUCAUCCUCAACACUGUGGUGCCCAUCUCUUUAUAUGUCAGUGUUGAGAUCAUUCGAAUGGGCCAUAGCCUCUUCAUCAACUGGGACAGCAAAAUGUACUACGCUGCCAAACACACCCCCGCCAAGGCUCGCACCACCACGCUAAACGAGGAGCUGGGGCAAAUCGAGUACGUCUUUUCCGACAAGACCGGAACGCUGACUCAGAACAUCAUGGCCUUCAACAAGUGUUCCAUCAAUGGGAAGCUAUACGGAGAUGUGUAUGACAAGGAUGGCAACCCCAUGGAUAUAACUGAGUUCACCAAGAAAGUGGACUUCUCUGGGAACGUGUAUUCUGAUAAGAGCUUCACGUUCUAUGACCAGACCCUGUUGGAUGACAUCAAUAAAGGAGACGAAAAUGUGACCAACUUUUUCCGCCUCCUGGCUCUCUGUCACACGGUCAUGCCUGAGGAAAAGAAUGGACUGCUUGAGUAUCAGGCACAGUCCCCAGAUGAAGGAGCCCUGGUGUCUGCAGCUAAAAACUUUGGCACUGUCUUUCUGGCACGUACUCCUAACACCAUCACCAUCAAGGACCAGGAUAAGGAGGUCACCUAUGAGCUUCUCCACAUCCUUGACUUUAACAACGUCCGCAAAAGAAUGUCGGUGAUUGUUAGGACUACUGAUGGGAAGCUGCUGCUGCUGUGUAAAGGUGCAGACUCCAUCAUCUAUGAACACCUCAGUCAGAACUGCUCCGACCUGCAGGCAGUAACCACCGAGCACCUCAACAAAUUUGCUUGUGAUGGUCUCCGGACACUAUGUUUGGCUUCAAAAGAGCUGGACCCAAACUAUUAUGAGGAGUGGAAAUCCAGGCAUCAUGAAGCUAGCACUUCUUUGGAAGAUCGUGAUGAAAAGCUUGACGUAGUGUAUGAGGAGAUAGAACAGGAUAUGAUGCUCCUGGGGGCCACUGCUAUAGAGGACAAACUACAAGAUGGAGUACCUGACACAAUUGCUAAUCUGGCUGAUGCAAACAUGAAAAUUUGGGUUCUCACAGGAGACAAACAAGAAACUGCCAUCAACAUCGGUUACUCCUGUAACAUGCUGACUGAUGAGAUGGAGGACGUGUUCAUCGUGGGAGCUCACUCCAAGGAGGAGGUCCGCGUCGAGCUGGCCAACGCCUUCAAGAAGAUCAAAGACAUGGUGGGGUGCAGGGAAGUCAUGAUCAAGGACCCCAGAGCCACCAGCAUGGUCGACAUGGGCGACAAGGAGUUCGCCCUGGUCAUCAACGGACACAGCUUAGUGUAUGCCCUGGAGAAGGAGAUGGAGAUUGAGUUCCUGAAUGUGGCGUCCCUGUCUAAGGCUGUGAUCUGCUGUCGGGUCACCCCCCUACAGAAGGCCCUGGUGGUGGAGCUGGUCAAGAAGCACAAACAGGCCGUCACCCUGGCCAUAGGCGACGGGGCCAAUGAUGUCAGCAUGAUCAAAGCUGCCCAUAUCGGAGUUGGCAUCAGCGGCCAGGAGGGAAUGCAGGCAGUUCUGGCCAGUGACUUUUCCUUCGCCCAGUUCAGGUAUCUGGAGCGGUUGCUACUGGUCCAUGGUCGCUGGUCCUACUACAGAAUGUGCAAGUUUCUCAAGUACUUCUUCUACAAGAACUUUGCCUUCACCCUCUGUCACUUCUGGUAUUCUUUCUUUGUGGGAUUUUCUGCACAGACUGUUUAUGACCAGUGGUUCAUCACUUUCUACAACAUCAUGUACACAUCCUUGCCUGUUUUGGCCAUGGCCCUCUUUGAUCAGGAUGUGAAUGAAGACAAUUGUGUCAAGUACCCCAAGCUGUACGUGCCAGGGCAGUACAACCUCUUCUUCAACAAGAAGAUUUUCCUUAUCAGCCUGCUGCACGGCGUCCUGACGUCUCUGGCCCUGUUCUUCAUCCCGUACGGCGCCGUGUGUGAGGCCAUGAGGAGCGACGGGAAGGACUUUGAGUCUCACCAGGUGUUUGGUCUGACCAUCGGAACAGCACUGGUUAUUACAGUCAGUCUACAGAUUGGUUUGGACACAGCAUACUGGACAGGGAUCAACCAUUUCUUCAUCUGGGGGAGUAUCGCCUGGUACUUCGGCGCCAGCCUCAUCGUGUACAGCGACGGCCUGUACAAGCUGGCCCAGUUCCCGUUCGUGGGUGUGGCGAGGAACGUGCUGAGCCAGCCCACGCUGUGGUUCACGGUGCUGCUGACCGUGCUGGUCUGCCUGCUGCCUGUCGUCGCCAUCAGGUUCCUCAUGAGAGACCUCAGGCCAACACUGUCAGACAGGAUACGGCUGGCACAGCAACUGUCCAAGACCAGCAAGCGCACCACUUCUCAGCUGCUGCGACGGAAGUCCUCCCGUCUGUCCCACCGCCCCAGCUCCAGGAGAUCUGGCUAUGCAUUCGCCCACCAGGAGGGCUUCGGCAGGCUAAUCACAUCUGGCACCAUCAAGAUGAGACAGAAGAAAAUAGGCCAAAGGUUGUCAGAACAUAAUCUAAAGGAGCGAGCUUCAGCUGAAGACUUACAGUAUGACGUUUAAAAAGAAGUCUUCACUCUACCAACUUCAGAAUCUACAGCUCUUCAAUUGUUAGCUUCAAAUUGAAAAAAAAACAACUUUGCAAGCCUUGAGAUCUCUAGAAUUUGUAAUUGUAUAGAAUAUUUCGAUUUUCCCCAUUUUAUAGUAGAUUA